AAUCACUUCAAAAACCUGUCACUAUGGGCAGUUCCACCCAAAGCUCCGGAAAAAUAACACCAUUCCAACAGAUGAUAUCUUCAGGGUCCGGAGCUUUGAUAACCAGUCUCUUUGUGACUCCUCUUGAUGUAGUAAAAACAAGACUGCAAGCUCAGCUCAAGCCUAUCCCAAAAUCUCCAUGUUACCUGUUCUGUAAUGGUCUCAUGGAUCAUCUGUGUUUAUGUGCCAAUCUUGGAUCCCCUUUCCAUCCAUUUCCUCAUGCUCCUCAUCCUCCUUUUGAUUCAACAUUGGAUGCUUUGAUGAAAAUUCCUCGCUAUGAAGGCAUCUCAGCAUUGUGGAGAGGCUUACCACCAACUCUAGUUAUGGCUGUUCCAAACACAAUGAUAUAUUUUACUCUUUAUGACCAGCUUAAAGUGGUGUAUGGAUUUAAAGAGGGAGAGGAAAACUUUUGGUCACCAAUGUGUGCUGGAGUUACUGCUCGAACUGCCUCCAUCACAUGCAUAUCACCAAUAGAAAUGAUCAGAACCAAACUGCAGUCAAGAAAGGAAUUUAGUUAUAAAGAGCUUGUAAGUGUUAUUAAGAAUGCCAUUCAGCAAGGGGGAAUGUUAUCACUCUGGCAUGGAUUAGGACCUACACUGCUCAGGGAUGUACCAUUCUCAGCUGUUUAUUGGAUGGGCUAUGAAGUCCUAAAAUCAAAGUUUGUUGAGCCAGGAUUUAUUGCUAGUUUUUCAUCGGGAGUGCUGUCUGGAGCUAUGGCUGCAUUGAUAACAACUCCAUUUGAUGUGGUUAAAACACACAGACAGAUGGAACUUGGUGAACUUGUGUUUAAAAAUGCCAGUGCUGUCAAGAAGUUGCCUUUUACAUUCUCACUGAUUUUCCAGUUGUAUAGAGAAAGUGGAUGGAAAAGUCUCUUUGCUGGUGUAUCAGCAAGACUGAUAAAAGUGGCACCAGCAUGUGCUGUCAUGAUCAGCACUUAUGAAUAUUCCAAGUCUUUUUUUCGCCAAUACAACAUGGAGAAGGCUACAUCAGCAACAGUAACUAAAAUGUUCUGAUUCAGGGGCUCUUCAGAAGUAAACACUGAAGUGAACACCAGGAGGUACCUCAGGCAGUGCUCAGCUAUUGUUCUUUUAGCUGAAUCUGUUGAAAUGGAAGCAGGUGGACAUUUUUGACAUCGCUACUUGGUUUCAGCAUGGAAAAAAAGGACCAGUACUUUCAAUCAAGUGAUGGAAUGGAUUAACUUAACUUAACAGCAAUGUAGCUGUUCAAGAGCAAGCUUUGGUUACUAUAUGUGGUAAAUGAUUGACCAGAAAUGGCAGCCAGUAGCCAGGAAUUGGUUGCACUACCAGCAAGCUUAAGUUGGCAAUCAGACACCAACUUUUACUUCCUCUGUCAACCUAGGAUCUUUUGUAAUAUUGUCAAACCAUGUUCACUGUUUUAAGAAAGUCCAUUAUGUAUUGAAUCUUUGCAGUUUUCAUCCACAUAGUAUGUAUUCUGCUAUGUUGAAUAGUCUAUUAUGUCCUGGAUUAUCAACUCCUAUUCAGCUGGUAAUUUAUCUCUAUUCGAUCAGGCAGAACUGAAGAAACAGCAAUGUAAUGUGAAUAUUCUCAAAUUAUGAUAUCAUUAAUCCUUUGACCUGUAAGAGUGAUUUGCAUCUAAUUCCCCUCUUACAAUAUCACCCUUGAAUCAAACAUUAAUUAAGGUCACAAGAUUAAACUAAAGCAGCUCUUGUUUGCACCUUAGGAAAUGUGUAGUGAAUAGUAUGGAGAAUAUGCAUACUGAUGCUAGGUGUUAAGGGUUAAAAGUAAUUAAUAAAGGUCUGAGUAAGGAAAUAAGAGAAAGUUUUGGUCAAAUACAGAGUUAAAUAUACUACACACAACUCCCAUAUGUACAUGUAGGCAGUUUUAAAUCAUGAACAUCCUUUUCAAUGACUAAGUUUUCAAAGUCAUUUGGUUGUGAACUGUAUGUCUCUUGCUAAAUGGAGAGAAAAUGUUUGAAAGAGCUCCAACAAAGAUAAAAUUUGCUGUGCAAUACCCAAACAAGGCAUAUGGGUACUACACCAACUAGAGUAAUGUCAACUUAUAACUGUUGAUGAUUUUCAUUUGAGAGAAGUUGUUCUGCAACUGUUGCUAAAUCAUUAAGGUCGGGUUGUCGUGGAGUUACAAAUGGAGGAUGUUCUCUUCUGGCUUUAAACAGUUCUGUUGGGGCUCUACAAACAAACUCCAUACAUUCCAUCGGUCUAGGAGUGUCUUCUUCAGGUCCUGAAAAAUUGAAACAUCAGAGUUCUUCUGUUAGAGUUAAACCUGUCUUCUACAUAGUCUGAAAAUAACUUGAGACAAAGCAAGAGAAACCAUGAUGUUAACCGACAUGUUUCAUAUUCAUCACAAGUACACAUACUUUACCCGGUAAAAAGAGAGCAGGAUCAAAGUGUGAUGGUUUAGGAACCAUAGGUAGAAGCCAUGUAAUAACUGCAGUUUUCUGUGCAUACUGAUCUUGAAGAAAGCCUUUAAGCUGGGCAUAAUACAGAUCACCCUCUAUGUCUUCGAUGGAUACUAUGUCACCAGCCUGGUAAAGAAUACCCUUUAACAAAUGCAAAUAAAUGAAACACUUAACUGUGUCAGGUAUCAUGUACAAAUGUCCACCUUCCCUGUCUCAACAACAACCAACUCAUAAACCACCAUUUGGAAA
Messenger RNA from Pocillopora verrucosa, 2685 nucleotides. RefSeq names its product mitochondrial glutathione transporter SLC25A40. The record is from RefSeq and is a predicted model, not a curated record. Gene Ontology annotation, cellular component: mitochondrion. NCBI's taxonomy places the organism in Eukaryota, Metazoa, Cnidaria, Anthozoa, Scleractinia, Pocilloporidae. Gene Ontology annotation, biological process: mitochondrial transmembrane transport.